UUGUUCUCCAAUGACAGAGCACCCGACACAACGUCAGGGUCUGGCGUUACAUUUGCCUUUUACCAAAGUUGUACAUUCGGAGCCGAGCCCUCCAACGUGGCGAUCCCCCCAAUCCAGCCAGCCAACCAACCAAGCCAAGAGCGGGGUAAAAAUACUACAGUGGGUCUGAACCACUGGAUUUUCUGCUGAAUCACUAACAUAGAGGCUACCAGUCGAAGAUUAGCGGUUUAAGUAGAAAACCCCCCCCCUAAAACUACUACAGGGCAACUCCCCCCGAAACGGGCUACAAGAUGGAGAAGCUGCCAUUGCCCAAUGAUGAGGAUGGCAGUGUUUUGACUGAGAGUCGAUCAGACAUGGCUCUGGUGGUGGCUGAUGAAGCAGGGUCCGCCGGUGCUGAUGUGCCAGAGGACGACAGGCCAGCGUGGGACAGCAAGCUGCAGUAUGUGCUCGCUCAGGUGGGCUUUAGUGUUGGCCUGGGCAAUGUCUGGAGGUUCCCCUAUCUCUGCCACCAAAAUGGAGGAGGUGCCUUUAUGUUACUGUAUGUGAUGCUGUUGCUCAUUAUCGGGGUUCCUCUGUUCUUCAUGGAGCUGGCCGCUGGGCAAAGCAUCCGUCAGGGCAGCAUCGGGGUCUGGAAGCACAUCUCGCCCCGCCUCGCCGGCAUCGGUUACUCCAGCUGCAUGGUUUGUUUCUUCGUGGCCCUGUACUAUAAUGUGAUCAUUGCCUGGGCUCUGUUCUAUAUGGGGAAUUCAUUCCAGUAUCCAUUGCCAUGGGAGAAGUGUCCUGUAGAUAUGAUCUCAAACCAGACAGUGAAGGAAUGUGCGUCAAGCUCUCCUACCUCGUAUUUCUGGUUCAGAAAGGCUCUGGAUAUCUCAGACUCCAUAGAUCAGUCAGGAGAGUUUAACCCCAUCAUGACCGGUUGCCUGCUUGCAGCCUGGACUAUAGUGUGUCUCGCGAUGAUCAAGGGCAUCAAGUCUUCUGCCAAGGUGAUGUAUUUCUCCUCUGUGUUCCCUUACGCUGUGUUGAUCUGUUUUCUAAUCAGAGGGCUCAUGUUGGACGGCGCUAUAGAGGGCAUCAAAUAUAUGUUUUAUCCCAAGCUGGAGAUCUGGGGGGAGGUGCAGGUGUGGCGUCAGGCUGCUACACAGGUUUUCUUCGCUCUGGGUCUGGGUUACGGCUCUGUGAUCGCUUACUCGUCCUACAAUCCCGUGCAUAACAACUGCCACCGGGACGCCAUCAUGGUCUCAGGCAUCAACUUCAUGACCUCAGUACUGGCCUCUCUGGUUGUCUUCGUGGUCCUCGGUUUCAGAGCCAAGAACAUUGCUUUGGAUUGUGUUGCAGCUAAUGUGGCCAGGAUGGCAGGAAUAGCAACAACAGGUUCGUCGGAGCAUUGGUGGCCAUGGUUCAACAUUUCAGACCCCAAGUCAGUGACUCUUCAAGACUACAGAGAAUGGUACAGCCACUAUGGAAGCCUGCUAGGGUCAAACCUCACUGACUGUGACCCGGAGAGAGAAAUGAGCGAGGGUGUAGAGGGCACGGGUUUGGCGUUUAUAGCAUUUACGGAGGCGAUGGCAUUGUUUCCUGCAAGUCCAUUUUGGUCGACUUUGUUCUUCCUCAUGCUGCUGAAUUUGGGCCUCUCCACCAUGUUCGGCACCAUGCAGGGGAUUCUUACCCCACUCAUGGACAACUUCCGAGUGCUGGGGCGCCACAAGACCAUGUUGACGGUGUGUAGCUGUGUCCUGGGCUUCUUCAUUGGCCUGCUGUUCACUCAGAGAAGUGGCAACUAUUUUGUAACGAUGUUUGAUGACUACUCUGCCACAAUGCCACUGAUCAUCGUUGUGGUUUUUGAGACCGUCAGCGUGGCGUGGAUUUACGGUGCUGAUCGUUUCUUGGAUGAUGUGGAGGUGAUGCUGCACUGGCGUCCUCCAGUGAUUUAUCGCUAUUUGUGGAAGUAUGUGUGUCUGUUCGGCAUGGUGGGACUGCUGGCUGCUAGUCUUCUCCGCAUGGUCUUCAAACGGCCCACUUACACAGCUUGGAACCACACCACGGGAUCUGAAAGUAGCCUGGAGUAUCCUGGAUGGGCUCUGGUCAUGCUCUCCAUGCUAAUCAUCGUAGCAUCCCUCCCUGUGCCCAUUGGCUACCUGUUCUCCUUCCUCGGUGGACGGAGCCUGCCGGUGGAGGAGGGCGAGACUGAGCCUCCAAGAGAACGAUACUCCAAAUGCAAUUCUGCUGAGCCAGAGCCGAAUAACCACCACUCCCCACUGGACGAAGACAGGAACCGGCCGCUCUCCACCUUCCUUCCCCUGGGUGCUGAACACUACAGGCUGCUUCCGCAACAGGAAGAGGGAGAGGAAGAGGAAGAGGAAGAGGAAGACACUGGGCUGUAA
Molecule: messenger RNA, 2381 nt
Organism: Carassius auratus (goldfish)
Lineage: Eukaryota; Metazoa; Chordata; Actinopteri; Cypriniformes; Cyprinidae
Gene: slc6a16a
Product: solute carrier family 6 member 16a
Exons: 12
Coding region: 291-2381 (696 amino acids)
Biological process (GO): amino acid transport; nitrogen compound transport; sodium ion transmembrane transport
Cellular component (GO): plasma membrane
Source: RefSeq, a predicted model, not a curated record